UCGAGACUGAGUUGGUGUUUGGUCGCUGGCCAGAGCCGGGCUCCACAGGCCACGUUAGCUGCGCCUGGAGCCGAGGAUUUACGCGGAGCCGGGAUGCUCCGGUCCGGCCAGAUGGACGAGGAGCCGGCAACCCCGUGCUGCUCUGAGAGUGGUGAUGACACGGAGAACUCGGAGGAGAAAAGUGACAUAAAUAUUGCAGCUCUUGUUGGAAAUGAACAAGUCAGUGAAGGUACAGAUAAUGGUGAUCUCUCUUCCUAUGUGUCUGCAUUUAUAGAAAAGGAAGUUGGAAAUGACCUUCAAUCUUUAAAGAAACUUGAUAAACUCAUAGAACAAAUGACAGAAAGUAAAAUGCAGUUAGAAGGACAGGUACUUACAAUUUCAUCAGAAAUCCCUAAAAGAAUUCAGAGUGCCUUAAAAAAUGCAGAAGAAUCCAAGCAAUUCCUUAAUCAGUUUCUGGACCAAGAAAGUCAUCUCUUCAGUUCCAUUAACAGCCAUCUGCUGACUGCUGAGCCCUGGAUGGAAGAUCUCGGGGCCAUGAUUAACCAAAUUGAAGAGACUGAAAGGCAUCUUGCUUACCUUAAAUGGAUUUCACAAAUUGAAGAACUAAGUGAUAACAUUCAGCAAUAUCUGAUGACCAAUAAUGUCCCGGAGGCAGCCUCUACUCUGGUGUCCAUGGCAGAACUUGACAUCAGGCUUCAGGAAUCAUCUUGUACUCAUCUUCUUGGUUUCAUGAGAGCCACUGUUAAAUUCUGGCAUAAAAUUCUCAAGGACAAGCUUACAAGUGAUUUUGAGGAAAUUUUAACACAGCUUCAUUGGCCAUUCAUCACACCCACUCAGGCUCAAACUGUUGGCUUAAGUCGACCAGCCAAUGCCCCUGAGAUCUAUGGUAACCUGGAGACACUGUUCUGUCAACUUCUGAAACUUCAAACCUCAGAUGAAUUAAUUACUGAGCCAAAACAACUUCCAGAAAAAUACUCUCUUCCGGCAUCCUCCUCUGUCAUCCUGCCCAUCCAGAUUAUGCUGACUCCCCUUCAGAAGAGGUUCAGGUAUCACUUCAGAGGGAACCGACAGACUAAUGUUAUAAGCAAGCCUGAAUGGUACUUGGCUCAGGUGCUUAUGUGGAUUGGGAACCACACCGAGUUUCUGGAUGAGAAGAUUCAGCCAAUAUUAGACAAAGUAGGCUCUUCGGUAAAUGCAAGGCUUGAAUUUUCUCGGGGCCUUGUGAUGCUGGUUCUGGAGAAGUUAGCUGCUGAUAUUCCUUGUCUGCUCUAUGAUGACAAUCUCUUCUGUCAUUUGGUGGAUGAGGUGCUGUUGUUUGAAAGAGAGCUACACAGUGUUCACAGCUAUCCUGGCACUUUUGCUAAUUGUAUGCAUAUUUUGUCAGAGGAAACCUGCUUUCAGAGAUGGUUGACUGUGGAGAGAAAAUUUGCUCUUCAAAAAAUGGACUCAAUGCUUUCAUCAGAAGCUGCCUGGAUAUCCCAAUAUAAGGAUAUCACUGAUGUGGAUGAGAUGAAAGUUCCAGACUGUGCAGAAACUUUUAUGACACUGAUAUUAGUUAUAACUGACAGGUAUAAAAAUCUUCCCACAGUUUCCCGAAAGCUGCAGUUCCUGGAGUUACAGAAGGAUUUAAUAGAUGAUUUUAGGAUACGACUAACUCAGGUGAUGAAGGAAGAGACUAGAGCUUCCCUUGGCUUUCGAUACUGUGCAAUUCUUAAUGCCGUGAACUAUAUCUCAACAGCGCUAGCUGAUUGGGCUGACAAUGUUUUCUUUCUACAACUUCAGCAGGCAGCAUUGGAGGUCUUUGCAGAGAAUAACACUCUCAGUAAAUUGCAGCUGGGACAACUAGCCUCUAUGGAGAGCUCUGUGUUUGAUGACAUGAUUAACCUGUUAGAGCGCUUAAAGCAUGACAUGUUGACCCGUCAAGUAGACCAUGUUUUUAGAGAAGUUAAAGAUGUUGCAAAAUUGUAUAGAAAAGAAAGGUGGCUGUCCUUGCCAUCUCAGUCUGAGCAGGCAGUCAUGUCCCUGUCUAGUUCGGCUUGCCCCUUCCUGCUUACGUUGCGAGACCGUUUACUGCAAUUGGAGCAGCAGCUUUGCUUCUCCUUAUUUAAAAUUUUCUGGCAAAUGCUCGUAGAGAAGCUGGAUAUGUACAUCUACCAAGAAAUCAUUCUGGCGAAUCACUUCAACGAGGGAGGGGCGGCUCAGCUGCAGUUUGAUAUGACACGGAACCUUUUCCCCUUGUUCUCCCAUUAUUGCAAGAGACCAGAAAAUUAUUUCAAACAUGUAAAAGAAGCCUGCAUUGUUCUGAAUUUGAACAUUGGCUCUGCCCUACUUCUGCAAAAUGUCCUGCAAUCAGACUCUGGGCAGCCUUCCGCCACAGCAGCAUUAAACGAAAUUGGAAUUUACAAACUCGCUCAACAAGAUGUUGAGAUUCUGCUUAAUUUGAGGACAACCUGGCCUAACACUGGAAAAUAAUGCAUCUUUUUUUCAUUUUGGGUUGUGUUUUUUUUUUUGGAGAAAGAGGAAGCCAACUGGAUUAAGUUAUAUGUUGAAGUUCCAAAUUAAUGAAACUGGACAACUGAAAAAUUUAUAGAAUCAUUUAUUAUCUUGGACUUACGGUGUUAUUAAAAUGCUGACCAUAUUGCCUUAGUCCUCUUGUCUCUAAGAAAACAAAAAGAGAAAACUUAGAAGCUGUGAAAACCCAAGAGUAAUUCCAUUUACAAAUACAAAUGCUGUUGAAUAAAAUACAAGAGCACAGAUAAUAAAUUAUAACCAACUUUCAAUUUCCUAUGUUAAUUAAGGGAGGCUGUUGUGGAUAAUCAAACACAGAAAAUAAAUUAAACAAAAAUCAUUUUAGAAUGCAUGUUUAUAACUGAAGCUACUAUAUCUAGUUUGGAAACUCACUUGAUUUCCCAUAAGAAAACACAGUAUGAGAUAGUGACUAAAAUAGGACUACUGUCAUUUUUCACAAAUGUCUAUUUAAAAUUUCCUACGGGGCCAGCCGAGUGGCGCGUUGGUUAAGAGGUGGCCUGGGACGCCAGAGGGCC
This is a messenger RNA of Hipposideros armiger (great roundleaf bat), 3044 nucleotides long. RefSeq names its product RAD50 interactor 1 (gene RINT1). Bases 94 to 2472 code for a protein of 792 amino acids. Gene Ontology annotation, biological process: regulation of ER to Golgi vesicle-mediated transport; retrograde vesicle-mediated transport, Golgi to endoplasmic reticulum; endoplasmic reticulum to Golgi vesicle-mediated transport. The record is from RefSeq and is a predicted model, not a curated record. Gene Ontology annotation, cellular component: Dsl1/NZR complex. Lineage: Eukaryota; Metazoa; Chordata; Mammalia; Chiroptera; Hipposideridae. The transcript has 15 exons.